Cryptosporidium muris RN66 is the source of this 3699-nucleotide messenger RNA. RefSeq names its product TPR repeat-containing protein. Gene Ontology annotation, molecular function: protein binding. The transcript has 2 exons. The record is from RefSeq and is a predicted model, not a curated record. Lineage: Eukaryota; Apicomplexa; Conoidasida; Eucoccidiorida; Cryptosporidiidae. The coding region runs from base 1 to 3699 and encodes 1232 amino acids.
AUGCGAAGUUGCGUUUUAAUUAUUUCAAUAUUAUUAAAAAAGGUCCAGCCAAUAUUUCCUAUUAGGAAUUUAAAAUAUUGCAGUGGGGGAUAUCUUGAAAGUAUUAAAAUAUAUAAUACAAUAUUGGAUUCUAUAGAGAUUGAAAGUAAUCUUAAAUUGAAAUUACAGGUGUUAUCUAAUAGAGCUGCUAGCUUCAUUAAACUGGCUAGAUAUGAAGAUAGUAUUAAAGAUUGCAACGCUGUUUUAGAACGGGACCAUUCAAAUAUAAAGGUUUUAUAUCGAAGAGCUACAUGUUUUAAAGAAUUAGGGAAGGAUUUAACUGUGGCAAUUAAUGAUUUAAAAAAAAUCUUGAGCAUAGAUCCAAAAAAUAUAUUAGCAAGAGGAAUGCUAAAAGAUCUAAUUGAAGAUCAAAGUAAACAAAAUGAGAAAAAUAUUAUGAAUGAAUCUCCAAAUAUAAUUUUACUUAAUUUAAAAACAUUAUUGUGUAACAUAGAUCUUAAUAAAGAUGAAGAAAUAUUGAAAAAUAAAAAUAUAAUUGAGACAGAUAUAUCUGAUAUGCUCUUAAAAAUCCAAAUGUAUAUUAUAGGUAAUGGAACUGAAAUUAUUAUGAAUAAUGAUAAUCGAAAUAAUUUAAUGUUCAUUUUGGAGAGAUUAAUUUAUAUUCAUAAUGGAAAAGACUUUUUUCAAAAAGGUGAAAAUAUUGAUCAUUUGAGUAUUGGAGGAAAUGAAUCUAAUUUAGUUAAAGAAAUACCAAAAUAUGUAAUUUUAUCUUGGAAUGUUUUAUCUCUUUUGAUUCAAGAACUAAUUCCUAAUCUAAAUGAAUUAUGUGAUACAAAUAAAUCUAAUACAAUUGGGUCGUAUAAUAAACUUAAAACUCUAGAUAUAAAUGAAUUGAGGGAAAUUAUGAAUAAUAAAAAUAUUAUCAAUAUUGGCAAACUAUCAAUUUUUAUGGAUUAUAUUGAGAGGCUAAAGGAUAAUAUGUAUGAGGUCCAAAUUUCACUAUUAUAUGAGCAUAUAUUUAAUGUAAUAAGAUUUGUAGGGGAUUUGAAUAAUAAUGAAUUAUUACACUUUAUACUAAAAAUUUUAAAAAAAACUAAAACUAAUUUUAAAAUAAUAAAUUUAUCAUUAAAUUGCUUAACAUCAUGGUUUCAAAAAAGAGCAUCUAUGGGUUUAAAAAUUGAAGCUUUGGAAUUGACAUCUAAUAUUGAAUAUCUUAUUAAAAUAAUGAUGAAGUCAAUAUAUGGAACUUAUAAGCAUUCUUUAUUAGUUGGAUAUUUCAAUUCUGAAUACGAAGAUAUAAUAUUAAAAUGUGGCUAUAUAUUAAGUAUGAUUAUAGCUUUACUUUCCGAUAAAAAUCGUAAUAAAGAAAUAGAUAUACUGAAGUUGACAAGACAAUAUAUUAUACAUGAUUACUUAUUACCUAGUAUAGUGGAUCCAAACAUUUUGAAUAAUACUAAUAAUAAUCAAGGUACAGAAGAAAUUGUUACAUCCUCAAAUUGGCUAAUUAAAAACCCAAUAGGAUUCACUACAGGCCUUGUAGGUCUUAAAGUUUCUCACAACUCAAAUAGAGAUAUAUUACAAAAUCACAUUUUAGUAUAUCCACAAAUUAUGCACUGUUUAUUACUAAUUACUAUGGUUAACUGUAAAGAAUUUGAAUCUAUCAUCCGAAGAUCAACAUUAAAUAUUAAGGAUAUAUAUGAUGAUUUUCCAAGUAUAUUUAAGGAGGAUAUUUAUAAGACCUUGCUACAAUAUAACUGUAUUGAAGUUUUAUCUUAUACUAUGGAAUACAAACAAACUCGAAUAUCACUAACAAAAGAAGACGACACUAUAAUAAUGUUGUAUACAAUUUGUAAACAAACUCUCGGAGAUGUUGUAAAAUCUGAGCAUUCAUCAGUCUUAAAGUCAUUGGAUUCUACCUGUAGAUUAUUAUGUGGUUUAGUAAAAGCUACAAUGGAAAGUAAUAAAGUUUUAAAUAUUUUAUUAAAUGAAAUAUUUAUAUCAGAACUUAUUAUCACAAUAUGGAUUACAUUGAAACAAGAAUUUCACAAGAUAAUUUCAAAAGAAGACCAAAAGAUUUUCUUUUCUUGUUUACAGAAUUUAAUUGAAGCUUUGAAUAUUUUGGCUAUACAUAAAGAUUUCAAAGUAACAUUAUUAGAUAUCAAGAUUGAUGAAUCAAAUAAAUCCGCAAAAAAUGAAACAUUUAAACAAGAUUCAUUAGAAGAUACAAAGUCGAAUAAAAUUCUUUUUAUAUAUGAAAUACUGAAUAUUCCUCAAACAUUUGAAUUUAAACAAUUCAUAAAUAAAGGUCAAUCAAAUCUUCCUCAGGUCCUUAUUUAUCUUUAUGUAAGUUUCAUUGAAAAUAUAUUAACAAGCAAUGAAACAGAUCCAAGUGCGAAUACAUCCCAAAAUACUAAAGAUAACAAAGAUAGUGAAUUGAAUAAAGAGGAAUUUUCUAAUAAUAGGACCAAUUUUUUAAAAUCUCUAAGAUUUUAUGGACAAAAAGAUCAAAAUUUAGAUUUUGAUGAAACCCAGUUAAGUCAAUUGGAAUUUUUAUAUAGAAAACUUCCCGAACAAAUGAAACCUGAUCGUAAUGGAUUCUAUGAUCGUGGAGAUGAAUCUUUAGUUAACUCAUUCAGACAAUUAUUAGUCUUUAGUACAUCUACUGUAAGUACUUUAUCCAAUAUUUUAAAGAUGUUAUCAUCUCAAACUACAUAUACAAUUAUUAUGAAGAUUGGUAAUAGUAUUUGUGAUCUUAUAUCUCCACCUGAAAGUUUAAAUAAGAAUGUAGACUCACAAUCUUUAAAUGACUGUAUUGCAAAUAGAGGAAGAAUUAUUCAACAAGGAGGUCUACAAUGCUUAUUAGAUUGCAUUAGUUUUAUAGAACAUCACAAGAAUAAACCAUCAAAUUCUAUUUCUGGUACUAUCCUACUUAGUUCUAAAUAUAUUUUGGAUAGGCUUAGAGAGUACAGACAAGGAAUAAGUAGAUUAUUAAUUGCAACACCUCCUAAACUAAUUACAUAUAAGACAUUAAUGACAUGUUCUAUACAAAUUCAAGCUCUACUUGAAGAUGAUCAUGAAUUAUUACAAUAUGAAGCUGCAUUAAGCCUCACGAAUAUCUUAAGUAUAAACUAUAAUCAAAAUAAAGAUACUGAAUGUCAAAUAGCUUUACGAAUAUAUGACAAUAGUAAAUGUUGGAAUUUAUUUAAAGAUUUAUGCUUUAGUAAUAAUCAAUUAUUAGUUUCAGCUGGAUUAGAAGGAUUAUGUAAUUUUUGUAACAAAGAUGAGGUUGUAUACAGACAUUUUAUUCAAUCUAAGCAUAAGGGAUUAGAAGAUUUAAAAUUAUUCAUUGCAUUUAUAUUUGAAGAUAACUAUCGAAUUCAAAUUGCCUGUUUAGGAGCUUUAGCUAUGCUUUCAGCAUAUAUAGAUGUAUGUACAACAAUGGUACUAAAUUGGGAUAUAUUUGGAACUAAAAUGAUAUCUUUCGUACAAAGUCUAGUAGAUAAAGAGGCUAAUCCUGAACUAAAUGAAAGAAUUCUUUUUUAUUUUAAUAAUAUAUUACUUCUGUUAAAUCACAUCGAUGAUAAAGAUGAAAAUAAAACUAAUAAUGCGAAUAUAAAACAACUUAGAAAUAAACUUGGAGAUCAUGAACUGGAUCUAAUAAAGGUGAAUUUAUUAAAUAGUAUUUCAAUUAUACAAUAA